Messenger RNA from Thlaspi arvense, 4396 nucleotides. The record is from the annotation of a GenBank genome assembly. Lineage: Eukaryota; Viridiplantae; Streptophyta; Magnoliopsida; Brassicales; Brassicaceae.
CAAAAAUUGAAUUUAAAAUACCGUCUCAACAAUAAUUACUUCCUCUCUCCCCUGGACAACGGCUGAGACAAGGAAAACCGCUACCGGCAGAGACGAGACGGCGGCGAUUGAACUCGGCUACUUCUCACUCCGCAUUUGAAUUUUUCGAAGCUUGCAACUCUUAGUAAGACCGAAUAGUGGGUUGCUUUUGAGAAGCUAAUCACUGGGUUCUCUCUUGUUCUCCUCCCUGAGAUUGUCUCGCUUCGGAGCAAAUUUCUCCUUCUUUACCGGUUUUUAUUGAGAAGGAGACAAUGAAUCUGUUGCUUUAUGCUGUGGAUUUUCGGAGAUUUUAGGUUAAGCUAGUUAGGAAAAGGUGUGGUUCACGGCAUUGUCAAGUCCCAAUUCCCUCGAUUGGGUAUUGUAAUUAUGAUUUUUAGUUUGCGGUUAGAUAGGAGAUUAGGGUUUUAAGUGAAGAAAGUUUAGUGUAGAGUUUGAUUUCUGUAUCUGAUCUUGGAUUUGGUCGAGAAUCUCUUGGAUCUGCUUCCUUGUUCCGGAUGAUUUGCGUCUUUGAGGUGGUAGGAUCAUCGAAAUGCAGAUGGAGCGGUUUCUUUCACUGGUUCGAGGUGAAUCGGCUGAGCCACCCCGUGAGAUCACCUUGCCCAGUAGCCUCAUUGGCGAGUCUGGCUCAAAUGGGUGGCUUAUCCGUUUCUUCGAUUCGUCAUUCUUCUGUGAGUGGAUUGCAGUCAGUUAUCUGUACAAGCACCAGCACUCGGGCGUGAGGGAUUACUUAUGCAAUAGGAUGUAUACGCUUCCUUUAUCCGGUAUUGAGAGUUACCUGUUCCAGAUAUGCUACAUGAUGGUGCACAAACCAAGUCCUUCGCUUGACAAGUUCGUGAUUGAUAUCUGUGCAAAGUCGCUUAAAAUAGCACUGAAAGUGCAGUGGUUUCUGCUGGCGGAGGUUGAGGAUUCUGAUGAUAGUGAAGGCGUCAGCAGGAUUCAAGACAAGUGUCAAACUGCAGCGACUCUGUUGGGUGAGUGGUCACCUCUUUUGCGGCCACAGAACGAGCCUUCAACUCCAGGGAGCAAGAAUCAGGUCCUAAAUAGGUUUUUGUCAUCAAAGCAGAAGCUCUUCUCGUUGAACUUAUCUCCUCCUACCCAGAAGUCUUUGUUAUUCUCACCUUCCUCAGGGAGCAACUUGCAGGAUGAUGGUAGUCAGUUAUCUGCGGAUGACAAUAAGAUUUUCAAGAGACUUAUCCCAAGUCCUAAAGUUAGAGAUGCUUUAUUGUUUAGGAAGUCAGCUGAGAAAGAUGACGAGGAGAGUGAAAAGGAAGGAUUCUUCAAGAGGCUAUUGAGGGACAGCAGAGGUGAGGACGAUGAGCAAGGGUCUAACUCAGAUGGGUUCUUUAAGCGUCUUCUGAAAGACAAUAAAUCAGAAGAGGAGGAGAUGACCAACAGUUCCGAGGGGUUCUUCAAGAGGCUAUUGAGUAGUAAAGGAGAUGACGAGGAACUGACAUCUAGUCCCGAUGGUUUCUUUAAGAGAUUGUUACGAGACAAGAAAGGAGAUGAAGAGGAAUUAGGUGCAAACUCGGAAACUUUCUUCAAGAAGUUGUUGCGUGAGAAUAAAAGUGAAGACGAGGAGCCAAGUGCAAAUUCAGAAGGGUUCUUCAAGAAACUAUUCCGUGACAGCAAGACUGAGGAUGAGAAAGUUUCGAAAGCAGUGGGUGAUCAGAAUAGACAUGGUAAUGAAAGGAACGAGACUGAUGAAACUGUGUGUGCUGAUGAAAAAUCUGGUGAAGACAAUGAAAGGGAAGGAUUUUUUAAAAAAUUAUUGAAGGAGAAGUGUGAAGACAAAAAUGACACUGGCAAAGCCGAUAAUGGGAAUGAAAGCGAAGAUGAGGAAUCUUCAGACUUCUCGUUGUUCAAAAGAUUUUUCCGUAGAAAUCCAGAAGAUGCAAAACCUACUUCAGUGACUGAACUUAACAGCAAUGGCAGCUUAACUGAGAGCAGUCCGGGGACAGAAAACUUUUUCCGAAAAUUAUUCAGAGAUCGUGAUCGGUCUGUUGAAGAUUCUGAACUUUUCGGAUCGAAGAAAUAUAAGGAGAAGUGUCCAGGAUCACCUAAACAGCGAAAUGAUACCUCAUCUACUAAGCCCCCACUGCCAAGCAAGACUGCAGCACAAUUCAGGAAAGGUGCUUACCACGAGUCUUUGGAGUUUGUGCAUGCAUUAUGUGAAACGUCAUAUGAUUUGGUAGAUACUUUUCCCACUGAAGAUCGGAAGGCUGCUCUUCGUGAGUCCCUUGCAGAGAUCAAUUCCCAUUUAGCUGAGGCUGAAGCUACUGGAGGAAUCUGUUUUCCAAUGGGGAGAGGAGUUUAUCGCAUUGUUAAUAUUCCUGAAGACGAGUCUAUUCUUUUGAAUUCUAGGGAAAAGGUGCCCUAUAUGAUAUGCGUGGAAGUUUUGAAAGCGGAAGCACCCAGUGGUGCUAAAGACAUAUCUAAUUCACAUAAGCUUUCUAAAGGAGGCAUUCCAUUGGCAAAUGGGGAUGCGUUUUUGCAAAAGCCACCCCCAUGGGCAUAUCCACUAUCAACUGCUCAGGAGGUUUACCGUAACAGUGCAGACAGAAUGUCGCUAUCAACUGUUCAAGCAAUUGAUCAAGCAAUGACUCAUAAGUCUGACGUUAAACUUGUGAAUGCAAGUCUCUCGGUGGAGAAACGUAGUAAUUCAGUUCCAAAAUCAGUGAGUAGUGGUGUGGCUGGGGUCCUGAGGAAUGGUCUGGACAGUGAUCUUGAGUGGGUUAGGGUGGUGCUGACGGCUGAUCCAGGUCUAAGAAUGGAAAGCAUUGCUGAUCCAGGAGUCCCAAGCCGAAAGGAACAUCGUCGUGUUCCAAGUCUUGUUGCGUUUGAGGAAGUACGGGCUGCUGCAGCAAAGGGCGAGGCACCUCCAGGUCUUCCUCUCAGAGGGGCUGGUCAGGAUUCAUCAGAUUCACAGACUAUGGCCUAUGGUGGAAUGCUGAAAGCAGGUGAUGCCUUAUCUGGUGAACUUUGGGAGAAACGGCGAUUGAGAAUUCGUAAAGAUUCAAUAUAUGGCAACAUACCGGGUUGGGACUUGCGUUCUAUCAUUGUGAAGAGUGGUGAUGACUGUAGGCAGGAACAUCUUGCGGUGCAACUCAUUUCUCACUUUUUUGAUAUAUUCCAGGAAGCAGGUCUUCCCCUCUGGUUACGUCCUUAUGAAGUCUUGGUUACGUCUUCAUACACUGCCCUUAUAGAAACAAUUCCAGAUACGGCUUCUAUUCAUUCUAUUAAAAGCAGAUACCCUAACAUCACAAGCUUGCGUGAUUUUUUUGAUGCCAAGUUCAAAGAGAACUCUCCAAGUUUUAAGCUUGCCCAGAGGAAUUUUGUCGAGAGCAUGGCGGGAUAUUCUUUGGUCUGUUACCUUCUGCAGGUAAAAGACCGUCAUAACGGAAACCUUCUGAUGGAUGAAGAAGGUCACAUUAUACACAUUGAUUUCGGCUUUAUGCUCUCAAAUUCUCCUGGAGGCGUGAACUUUGAGAGUGCCCCAUUUAAGCUAACCCGUGAACUUCUCGAGGUAAUGGAUUCUGAUGCCGAGGGGGUUCCAAGCGAGUUCUUUGACUAUUUCAAGGUGCUAUGCAUUCAAGGAUUCUUAACAUGUAGAAAACAUGCAGAACGGAUUAUUCUUCUAGUCGAAAUGUUACAGGAUUCGGGGUUUCCUUGCUUCAAAGGUGGUACUACACGCACCAUUCAGAAUCUAAGAAAAAGGUUCCAUCUAAGUUUAACUGAAGAGCAAUGCGUCUCUCUGGUGCUCUCUCUAAUCAGCAGUAGCUUAGAUGCUUGGCGAACUCGACAAUACGAUUACUACCAAAGGGUCUUGAAUGGAAUCUUAUGAUGUUAACUAUUUGCAAAAGUUUGAUCUCAUUCCUGAAUCAACCUGAUCAGACGCCAAACAUGUAUAUUAAUGUGGGUUUGUUGUUCUCUACGCUCCUUUCAAAACUAUAGUAUCAGAGACAUUCGAGCUUGAAAGAACUCUUGAGUGUGGUGUUUGAGAGAGGAAAGAAGAAGAAACCAAUUACACGAUAUAUACAGUAUAUAGAGUGAGAUUGUGUGAAAUUUGUAUAGAAUAUAGUUUUUGUAGAGGUCUGAUUCUUAUGUAUCUAUAAAAGAGCAGGCAAAUUCAAAAGUUUCUCCACCUUCUCAAACCCUUUCAAGAACUACAUCUAAGUUUUGUUUGGUCUCUAUUUUUACUCUUUUUCUUAUACUUUUAGAUUAAGUAAAUAGCUUGCUUCUGUUAUUGGUUAUUGGUUUUAUUGAUGUGAAAAGAAAAAUAUGAGGAAGACGUGAUAUUUGUAUUAUGUAUUUAUGUGUAUCUUUUGCUACAGAUAUUAAGGUAGAGGAUUAUGUUUCA